AUGGCGAGCAGUUCCCGCUGGCAAAUCGACGAGAGUACACGCCAGUCGAGUUUUCCGGCGAUCGGGCCACAGUUUUUCAAAAUAAUACACAAUGGCAUCGCUCAUGAUCCAAAGUUGAAAAUUCCAAGAGAGUUCGCAAAGAAGUAUGGAAAACAUCUGUCAAGCUUUGUGUUCCUCAAGGUUCCUACUGGUGCAGUAUGGAAAGUUGAAUUGGUAGAUUCCGACGGCGAUAUUUGGCUACAGAAUGGUUGGCAAGAAUUCAAAGAGUAUUAUUCUAUACGAUAUGGACACUUACUGGUAUUUAGGUUUGAUGGAAAUUCUCGUUUUCAUGUUCUCAUAUUUGAUAUGAGUGCCACCGAGAUAGAAUACGCAGUUGGUGCAGAUUCUAUUGAGGUAGAUGAUUCUGUCGAAAUCUUGGAUGAUUUUCCAACAUGCCAAACAAGGGAGAAAAAGAAGGAUGUUUCUCCUAAAUUUGUUGAUGAUUUUCCAACACUGCGGACAAGCAAUACUAUGCCAACUCGUGAAAUGAUCACCAUUGGUACAUGUAAAACAGAGAAUGCUACCAAUUGGGAGGCUUCGUCUCUGGAUUUUCAAUCUAGAGGCAUUCAAACUAAUGGCAUGAAGCUUGCCAAUUCGAAUGCAAAUGGGGAUUCCAUCUUUUUGACAAGAAAAAUUAAGAAAGAAUGCACUGGGGACACGGUCGCCAAAACAAGACACAUGCAUACCAAGGUUCCUGAAAGAAGGCAAUCAAUUACUGUUGACGAAAAAUUUAGAGCCCUUCAAAGAGCCAAAGCUUAUAAAUCUGACGAUCCUUUUAUUGUGAAGUUUAUGCAACCAUCUUAUGUAGACCAAAAUAGUCUGACUAUACCAUUAGUCUUUGCCAGGCAAUAUUUCUCUGAUAAGCAGAACAUCAUACUUCGUGUUUCCGAUGGGAGAACAUGGUCGGUUAAGUGCAGUUUUGGAUCAUUAAAUGCAAAAUUCAGUAGUGGUUGGGGAUCAUUCGUGCAGGACAACAAUCUAAAGGUAGGUGAUGUUUGUGUCUUUCAGAUGAUUAAGGGCAUUGAACCUUCGCUGGAAGUCAUCAUAUUUUGA
Messenger RNA from Cornus florida, 1092 nucleotides. Its product is annotated as B3 domain-containing transcription factor VRN1-like. NCBI's taxonomy places the organism in Eukaryota, Viridiplantae, Streptophyta, Magnoliopsida, Cornales, Cornaceae. Gene Ontology annotation, molecular function: DNA binding. The record is from RefSeq and is a predicted model, not a curated record. The transcript is spliced from 4 exons. Bases 1 to 1092 code for a protein of 363 amino acids.